This is a messenger RNA of Nakaseomyces glabratus, 831 nucleotides long. It is a transcript of the gene BCP1, whose product is annotated as protein-transporting protein BCP1. Lineage: Eukaryota; Fungi; Ascomycota; Saccharomycetes; Saccharomycetales; Saccharomycetaceae. The record is from RefSeq and is a predicted model, not a curated record. Gene Ontology annotation, cellular component: nucleus.
AUGGUGCAGGCUAUUAAACUGAGUGAACUGGGCAACAGGAAGCGUAGGAACGAUCCUGUUAACGAGGACGAGGAGUCUGAGAUUGAUAUCAGCAGCACGGACUCUGAGGAGGAGAAUGCUGGGGAUGAGGAGCAAGAGAUAGUGAACAUAGACUUUGAUUUCUUUGAUGGGAACCCCGAUGUAGACUUUCAUGCGGUGAAGCACUUGAUCCGCCAGUUGUUGGGUCCGCAGGAGAGCAACCGUGUUCAGCUGAGUGCGCUGUCUGAUCUGAUACUUUCCUCGCCAACCACUACCAUCAAGACGGACGGUAAGGAGUCUGACCCGUACUGUUUCCUGUCCUUCAUCAACUACAAGGAGAACAAGGACAGCGACUAUGCGAAGUACUUGCGGAAGCUGGACACUAGGAUUGAGACUUUCCUGCAGACGCUGGACAACACGGGCAACAAGAGCUGUGCGCUGGUGAUGAGCGAGAGGCUGAUCAACAUGCCACCAGAGGUAGUCACGCCGCUGUACCGCAUCACCAUGGAGGACGCGGCAGCAGCAAACGAGGGCAAACCGUUCGACUUCUACGUGAUAGUGAGCAGGAAGUACGAGGUCAACUUCGAUAUGGACGAGGCAGAAGGAGACGCCAGCGCCAGGUCGAAGAAGAGAGUCAGGGGCAAGAGCGAGGUAGACUACUUCCACGAGGAGGACAGGUUCUUCGAGAAGCACGCCAAAGUGCACUUCGAUGGCGAGUCCAAGAAGGGCCUCAUCGCAUCAUACAUCAUUAUAGACCACGACAGCCUGGUGAAGAGCAUCAACGAAUUCGAACAGGAAGUAUCCACCUGGUAG